UGCAGUUUCACUCUGCAGACAAGCAAGAGGAAGAAGCGCCCACACCCCCAAGUUGCAUUAUUGGGUUCACCCGUUCACGACUUCCGAAGACCAAAUCUGCCUGCAGACCUCCAUCGUGCGAUGUUGCAGUUUGGAGGGCGAAGGACGUCGGAGGUCAAGAAAACGGCUAUCAAAGAAAUAGUUGGCGCCUAUGGUUUCUCCCGCGUCAGGUAGUUGGCUUGGAUGCCUGCCCUCGACCGAGCUUGCUAACAGCCACAGCUAUGAAUCUUUGUCUUUCUACUUCCGCCAGCAGCCUGUCGCCAGUAUUUGGACAGAGGGCGUAUUCUCCCGCAACUCCACCGGCCCAUCUCUCGCCUAUGUCACAUUCGAUGGAAUACAAUCCCGUCGGAGCAAGUUCGUACACAACUCACCGGGAAAAGGAUUCAACGAGCCCGUGUUUAGGACAUGUGAUAAAAAGCAGCGAUCUCUUCAGCCAAAAAAUAAUGUCGAAGAUCCAUAUAUAAUGGGAAUUAUAAUCGCGCUUGCCCAAGAGCAGCGGCAGCACAGGCAGAGAAAAGAGCAGCAUGACGAAGAAGCUACUGAGUGCUCAAUCCCUAAACGUGACGAUGGACACACAACCAACAGCACAUUUUCUGGCACGCCACCUCGUUGCAGCACCGACCGAAGCCCUCAUUACUGUGGCCAGUGUCUCAGGGUAUGUGGCACAUUACACGAAAACAUCAUCACAGCUUGCUGAAGAAUUUGAAGGUCGCCGUCCUUGCCACUUCUGGAGUGAAAGACGAAUGUCUAUACGUCUACACCGCUUCUAUCUCUGUCGCGUUCCUUAGGAAGUUUGACGAACCGUGGCGCUCUUCACCGAGCUCACCAGUUGUGAUAGAAUACUAUCCUAUCCC
Aspergillus piperis CBS 112811 is the source of this 893-nucleotide messenger RNA. RefSeq lists its product as uncharacterized. The record is from RefSeq and is a predicted model, not a curated record. NCBI's taxonomy places the organism in Eukaryota, Fungi, Ascomycota, Eurotiomycetes, Eurotiales, Aspergillaceae. The coding region runs from base 191 to 736 and encodes 181 amino acids. The transcript has a single exon.